AUGCGGCCUUUCAACCUAAUCACGGCCCUCGCGGUCUCCGUCUCGGGCGCACAGGCCCUGGCCGUUCCCCGCGGGUUCGAUUCCAAGCUUGCGGCCCGCGAGAUAGGCGAGCUCCACGCAUCGGACCCCAACCCCGUCCUCGUGGCACGUGAGAUCAAUCCUAGAUUUCUACCACAGACUCCCACCACGGGGGACAUGGGAGGCAUUCGUCAAAAGUGCUCGACCACCGCGGCAAAGCUCGGCAAAAUUGCCCAUAAGUGCGGGACUGUUUUAGAAAAGAUCGCCCAGAAGACAAGCACACAGUCGGGAGGAUAUUUCGCCGGCCAGCCCUCCCAGUACGCAGACCUGGCAAACCAUCAGGGCCAAUCGUACAGUCAACCCGCCGCGGGUCCACAGUACCCGGCAUCUCAGCAGAUCUACCCAAAGCUGGAUUAUCAGCAGUCGGGCUAUCAGUAG
Messenger RNA from Pyricularia pennisetigena, 456 nucleotides. RefSeq lists its product as uncharacterized. Bases 1 to 456 code for a protein of 151 amino acids. Lineage: Eukaryota; Fungi; Ascomycota; Sordariomycetes; Magnaporthales; Pyriculariaceae. The record is from RefSeq and is a predicted model, not a curated record. The transcript has a single exon.